GAAUUGCUGCCUAUUAAUCCAACUACUUGCCUUUGGACUUUCAGGUGGUUGCAAAGGUACAAAAAUAUCUCAUCUGGUUAUGUUUGGAUCUUGAUGGAUUUUUAAUGAGCUGAUUGGGUAAUAGUAUUUAAGCAUGAAAAUGCCAUAAAGUGAUUGAAUUCCUUGUUAUUUACGGUCAGCUUUUUGUCUUUUCAGUUGGGUAUGUCUGGAUAUUCGUUGGUUUUAACAGCUCACAGGAAUAGAGAUGAACUGAGAUAGUAUAUUUUCCGGUUUUCAAUUUAAGGAGGAGACUUGAAUUGUAUUCUUUAUGUCCAUGGCCAUGGAAAGAAGAGCUAUUUUCAUUCUUUUCCAUACCCUUCUCUGGUUGUUCCUCACUACUAAUAUCUGCAACGGAAUUGAAAAAGAUAUUCAAUGCUUGAAAGACAUAAAACAAUCUCUUAAAGACCCUUACAACUACCUUACUUCAUGGAAUUUCAACAACAAAACCAAAGGGUUCAUCUGUAACUUCAACGGCAUCGAAUGCUGGCAACCGAACGAAAACAUGGUCAUGAACAUCCAUCUUGCGAGCAUGAGCCUUCAAGGCCAAUUCCCAUUGGCUUUCAAGAACUGCAUGGCCUUGACGGGAUUGGAUCUCUCCAACAAUAGCCUUUCUGGGCCCCUCCCUCAUGACAUAUCUGAAAUAGUACCCUUUCUGAGGUCCCUUAACCUCUCCUCCAACAAAAUUUCAGGCGAUAUUCCGCCAAGCCUCAGCUAUUGUACAUAUUUGAAAACCCUUCACCUACAACACAAUGAGUUCACAGGUCGGAUCCCAAAGCAACUCGGAAACCUCAGUUUUCUAACGUCGUUUAGCGUGGCUGACAAUCUUCUUUCAGGACAAAUUCCUUCCUUUCUAAGGGAAUUGCCAUUUUCAAGCUUUGCAGAUAAUUCAGGACUCUGUGGGAAACCUCUGGGAGCUUGCAAAGAUCCUCCAAAACGGUCUCAUACUUGGAUCAUCAUCAUCGGAUCAUUGGCAUACCGGCUAGAGAAAACACAGAACAAGUGGCUACCAUGGAGGAAGGCAUCAGAAGAAAUAGAUGGGCGAAGAGAACAAGGGGAUACAAAGGCAUCAAGGCAAGUUGAUUUCAUUUCUGUUUUACUUAUCUACAUUUAAAUUGCAUUUCUUUGGAUUUGUAUUAGUGCAGCUUCUUGAUUCUCUGCUUAUGAUUAAUGGUGCGAUCUAGACCAUUGACCUGAUGAGAUGCACCCCAGAUGGAACACAGCCUGAAACUCCCCCACGUUCAAGACCAUAGCAGUCCAAUCUAUGUUAUUUUUUCCAUUGAAUGUGGAUCAUGAUAUAAAAUUUUCUUAGUCUUCUAAU
Magnolia sinica is the source of this 1357-nucleotide messenger RNA. Its product is annotated as probably inactive leucine-rich repeat receptor-like protein kinase At5g48380. The coding region runs from base 308 to 1150 and encodes 280 amino acids. The record is from RefSeq and is a predicted model, not a curated record. Gene Ontology annotation, molecular function: receptor serine/threonine kinase binding. The transcript is spliced from 2 exons. Lineage: Eukaryota; Viridiplantae; Streptophyta; Magnoliopsida; Magnoliales; Magnoliaceae.